AUGAUGUCCCAAUCUCUCAGAGCCUCUCGCUCGCUGCUCACCCGAGCCAGCCGCCAGUCCGUCGGCGUCUCCUACCGCACCUUCCUGACCACUGCUACGCGCCAGGCCGACCCCGUCCAGGACCUUUACCUCCGAGAGCUCCGUGCCUACAAGCCCAAGCCCACCAAGGCUGGUGACGCUGAGGCCCACGUCCAAAAGUUCAGCGCUCCCAAGCCCCCGCCAUCCCCCGAAGAGGCCAGCAUCGCCGAUGAAUUGAAGGCCUACGAGUCCCAGCAAGUCGAGGUUGAAGGCCAGGCCGUCGCUGGCGAAGCUGCUCCCAAGGAAGAGAGCUGGUUCGAGGAGGACGAGGAAGACGCCCCGACUGCUUCUCACUAA
Talaromyces rugulosus is the source of this 375-nucleotide messenger RNA. RefSeq lists its product as uncharacterized. The record is from RefSeq and is a predicted model, not a curated record. Bases 1 to 375 code for a protein of 124 amino acids. The transcript has 3 exons. Lineage: Eukaryota; Fungi; Ascomycota; Eurotiomycetes; Eurotiales; Trichocomaceae. Gene Ontology annotation, biological process: proton motive force-driven ATP synthesis.